AUGGCGACGCCCAUGGAAGAGGACCGGCUGGAGGCGGCGGCGGCGGCGCCCGCAGACGUCGCCGGAGGAGGCGCGGAAGACGGGGAGAAGCCCGACGCGCCGCCCAUGGAAUCGGACUCAGACUCUUCGGACUCCGACGACGAAGGGGACGCCGGCGACGAGCUCCGCAUCCAGGCCCUGGAGCGCGCCCUCCUGGAGCAGCCGCUCAACUACGAAUCCCACGUUCAGCUCAUACAAUGCUUGAGAAAAUCUGGGAAUAUCGAGAAGCUUCGUGCUGCAAGGGAGGAGAUGAACAAGUACUUCCCUCUCACACCGAAGAUGUGGCAGGAUUGGGCAAAGGAUGAGAUUUCAUUGAGCUCUGGUCGUGGAUCUUUUGAUGAUAUUGAAAAACUCUAUGAACGUGGAGUGCAAGAAUAUCUGAAUAUUAAGUUGUGGCGGGAUUACCUUGAUUAUGUUGAAGAGCAUGAUCAGUCAGUGUCUCAAUGUUCGCAAUCUGGUCUCUCAAAAAUGAGGGAUUUGUAUGAGCGUGCAAUCACUGCAGGGGGUCUACACGUGACCGAAGGCAGCAAACUAUGGGAAGCCUACAGGGAAUAUGAGAUGGCUAUUUUGACCAUAAAUGAUGGUAAUGACGAGGAGAAGGCAAAGCAGGUUCAACGUGUCCGCGCGCUCUUCCACCGCCAGUUAUCUGUGCCUUUGGCUGACAUUGAGUCAACACUUGCUGCGUAUAAGAGUUGGGAAGCUGAAGAAGGCAAUACAAGGGACCCAGAUUCCCAGGUUGAUGAUGUUCCCCCAAAUGUUUUAUCUGCUUACAAAAAGGCCAGCGAGAUGUACAAUGCACGGAAGCAGUAUGAGGAUGAACUAAGCGUCGCGGCUGAAUCCGAGGCUAACAAACUACAAGUGUUCCUGAAAUACAUCAAAUUUGAGGAGUCUUUUGGUGACCCUGCUCGUGUCCAAGUUUUAUACGAACGGGCCGUUUCUGAGCUUCCCGUUUCAAGUGAUCUAUGGAUGGGAUACACGAGUUACCUGGACAGAACCCUAAAGGUACCUGCUAUACUAAAAAGUGUUUACCACAGAGCGACGAGAAACUGUACAUGGGUUAGUGACCUAUGGGUCCACUACUUGCUGUCUUUGGAGCGCAUUCGUGCAUCUGAAGACGAACUGCGACAUGUCUUUGAGCUAGCCAUUCAAUGUUCUUUCCCAAGCAUGAACGAGUACCUCAAUAUUUAUCUUACUCGAGUUGAUAGUUUAAGACGGAGAAUGCCAACUGGCUUGGAUUUCGAACUGAUUAGGCAGACAUUCGUGGAUGCUGCUGAGUUCCUCUCACCACAACUAGGAAUUGAGGAGCUAUUACUCUUGCAUGCAUACUGGGCUAAAUUAGAGUGUAAUAUUGGCAAAGAUAUAGCUGCAGCACGCGGAGUUUGGGAAAAUGCUCUCAAGAAAAGUGGGUCUGUUUUGGAGGUUUGGCAGCACUAUAUUUCAAUGGAGAUAGAAAUGGGGCAUACUCAUGAGGCAAGAUCACUUUACAAGCGUUGUUAUAGCAAAAAAUUUGCUGGGUCUGGAUCAGAGGCUGUAUGUCAUGCGUGGAUAAGAUUUGAAAGGGAGCAUGGCACCUUGGAUGAUUAUGACCUUGCUAUAAAAAAGGUCACCCCUCGUUUGAAGGAGCUUAUAAUGUUCAAGGCUCAGCAGGAGGCUAAAUCGGACCCAUCCUCAGCUCCCAAAGAAACUUCUUAUGCAAAUGAUUCCUCUCAGAAAAGAAAGCCAAGUAAAAUGACCAGUAAAGUGCAGCCUCCUGCUAAAAAAAGGAAAGAUAAUCCACCUAAAAAGACCGUGUCAUCAGAUGACCACAGAUCGAAGGAACAAAGCACAGACAGUCAUCUUCAAGAAGGUGGAGAGGUCAUCAAAGGGAACGCCGAGGUGCCUGUGGAAAUGAAAGUUGAAGGUGACAGCAAAAGAGGAAAUACAAGUUCAAAUCAACCGAAGCCGUACUUCUACAGUGACAAAUGCACUGCCUACAUGUCAAAUAUAGACUUGAAAGCAACUGAGCUGCACAUCCGUGGUUUCUUUUCUGACAUUGGUGGCGUGGUAGACAUAAGGUUACUGAGGGACAGAUCCACGAAAAAAUCAAGGGGGUUGGCGUAUGUGGACUUUUCAGACAAGGAUCAUCUUGAGGCGGCCAUUAGAAAAAACAAGCAAAAGUUGCUCAGUAAGAAAGUAAGUGUUGCUCCUUCAGAUCCAAGCAAGAGUAAGAAGAACCGUGAAGCAGGCACUUCCUCCAAAGAUAAAUUGCCCUCUGGAGGUGAUCAUGGUGAAAAGGCGCCAGUCGACGGUACUUCAGAGAAGGAGAUGCCCAAAGGUGAGACGAAAAUCACAGGCAAGAACACAUUAUUCGCGCCACGGGCUUUGGUCAAACCACUUGGAUGGAACAAGAAAGAUGAGAAACCAGAUGUUGCUGCGGAAGAGCUGAAGUCGAAUGAUGAGUUCAGAAAUCUGUUGCUUAAGAAGUGAUGUCCGUAGGCAGGUUAGUUCGUCGGUGUCUUCACGUCCCACCAAGGACCUCUACCUUGCACCUGACCUGUGGAAUGAAUGAAUAUAAUGAAGUGUUAACUUGACCUUUAACCGGCUCCUACUGUGUUACUGUGUUCUCCUGUCGUCGCACGAAAUUCCGACACUUUUACUGUGUUA
Messenger RNA from Triticum dicoccoides, 2682 nucleotides. RefSeq names its product squamous cell carcinoma antigen recognized by T-cells 3-like. NCBI's taxonomy places the organism in Eukaryota, Viridiplantae, Streptophyta, Magnoliopsida, Poales, Poaceae. Gene Ontology annotation, biological process: RNA processing. The transcript has 15 exons. Gene Ontology annotation, cellular component: nucleus. The record is from RefSeq and is a predicted model, not a curated record. Gene Ontology annotation, molecular function: protein binding; RNA binding. The coding region runs from base 1 to 2505 and encodes 834 amino acids.